Messenger RNA from Tilletiaria anomala UBC 951, 553 nucleotides. RefSeq names its product replication factor A protein 3. The coding region runs from base 86 to 427 and encodes 113 amino acids. The record is from RefSeq and is a predicted model, not a curated record. Gene Ontology annotation, molecular function: DNA binding. The transcript is spliced from 4 exons. Gene Ontology annotation, cellular component: nucleus. NCBI's taxonomy places the organism in Eukaryota, Fungi, Basidiomycota, Exobasidiomycetes, Georgefischeriales, Tilletiariaceae. Gene Ontology annotation, biological process: DNA recombination; DNA repair; DNA replication.
CUGAAAGUGGAGUCAAUUAGUAUUUGCAGUUGUCUUCGAAAUUAGCUGAGCCAAAGCUGGGGGAUAUACAGAGGCAUUGCCAAAGAUGGAUACAGGGGCGACACCGCACAUCAACUCAGCCCGACUGGGCUCAUUUGCCGGCAGGACAGUCCGGGUGAUUGGCAAGGUUGAACGUGUAGAAGGAAAUGUCGUCAUGCUAAAGAGUUCGGAUGAAGGACUGAUCGAAGUCAGCAUAGCUAAUCUGGGAGAGCAUGACUGGCCUAACCUGCAAUAUGUGGAGAUCAUUGGAAAAGUGAGCAAGUCUGGUGACGUGCUACAGGAGUUCAGCACGAUCGAGAUGACCGGGCCAGAACUAGACAUGAAGCUGGUGGAUCGCCUUGUGGCGUUCGAAGAGAAACUUCCAGACGUGUUUGGACGAGCAUCGUAAUCACUCAUCGAUGUUCUGUCGGUCGCGCGCUACCCGUACACUGGCCAAGGGGGGGCCACACAGGCUCCUUGUCCUAUACGUCAUGUACCAUAGUCACUGCGCCUGGCCCAUCUGCAUCAUUUCGUC